GGCGGAGCCAGGGCUGAGGCGGCGGCGGCGGCAGCGGCGCCACGGAGCAUCCCGGCGAGAGAUUAAAUGGCCUCUGACCGGUGGAAUUAGGCGUUGCUGUGGAGAUUUCCUUUUCUUUGCCUGUCUCUCACCCCUUCUGAGGAGGAGGCUGCUGAUAGCGGGAUGUUUGCUUACUUCCUCCCAGGCCACAGCCAGCAGGUGUGAAGGAGCCAUUUGCCAUGGAAAUCAGGGAGCCGGAGAACCCCACGCCCACCUACCACUUCAUUCCCGAGGCCAACCAGACCCAGAAGGAAGAUGUCCAGAUGGCGUCUGAAGGCCCCUCCGAAGGCCCCUCGGAAGCCAUGCAGCUGAAGAAGGAGAUCUCGCUGCUGAGUGGCAUCAGCCUGGUGGUGGGCAACAUGAUUGGCUCAGGGAUCUUCGUCUCGCCCAAGGGGGUGCUGGUGUACACUACCUCCUACGGCUUGUCCCUGAUCAUAUGGGUCAUCGGCGGGCUUUUCUCUGUGGUGGGCGCCCUUUGCUAUGCCGAGCUGGGGACCACCAUCACCAAGUCUGGAGCCAGCUACGCUUAUAUUCUAGAGGCCUUUGGGGGCUUCAUUGCCUUCAUCCGUCUGUGGGCCUCCCUGCUAAUCAUUGAGCCCACCAGCCAGGCUGUUAUCGCCAUCACCUUCGCCAACUACAUCGUCCAGCCCAUGUUUCCCACCUGUGACCCUCCAUACCUGGCCUGCCGUCUCCUGGCUGCUGCUUGCAUAUGUCUGCUGACGUUUGUGAACUGUGCCUAUGUUAAGUGGGGCACGCGGGUUCAAGACGCGUUCACUUAUGCCAAGGUGCUAGCGCUCAUUGCCAUCAUUGUCAUGGGCCUUGUUAAACUGUGCCAGGGAAAAUCUGAGCACUUUGAGGACGCCUUUGAAGGUUCCUCCUGGAGUUUAGGAAACCUUUCCCUCGCCCUCUACUCUGCCCUGUUCUCUUACUCAGGUUGGGACACCCUUAAUUUUGUAACAGAAGAAAUCAAAAACCCAGAAAGAAACCUGCCCCUGGCCAUUGGGAUCUCCAUGCCCAUCGUGAUGCUCAUCUACAUCCUGACCAAUGUGGCCUAUUACACAGUGCUGAGCAUGUCGGAAGUCCUGGGCAGUGAUGCGGUGGCCGUGACUUUUGCGGACAAGACAUUCGGCAUGUUCAGCUGGACCAUCCCCAUCGCUGUGGCUCUGUCCUGCUUCGGGGGGCUCAAUGCGUCUAUCUUUGCUUCGUCAAGGUUGUUCUUCGUGGGCUCCCGUGAAGGCCACCUCCCAGACCUUCUGUCCAUGAUCAAUGUCGAGCGCUUCACGCCUAUUCCCGCUUUACUGUUCAAUUGCACCAUGGCGCUCCUCUACCUCACGGUGGAAGAUGUUUUCUUGCUCAUCAACUACUUCAGCUUCAGCUACUGGUUCUUCGUGGGCCUGUCUGUCUUUGGACAGCUCUACCUCCGCUGGAAGCAGCCCGAGCGGCCCCGGCCUCUGAAGCUCAGCCUGUUUUUCCCCAUCGUGUUCUGCAUAUGCUCCGUGUUUCUGGUGACGGUGCCGCUCUUCAGUGACACCAUCAAUUCUUUCAUCGGCAUCGGGAUCGCCCUUUCCGGGAUCCCUUGCUUCUUCCUGGGUGUUUACCUGCCAGAGUCCCGGAGGCCACUCUUAAUUCGGAAUGUCUUGGGGAGUGUCACCAGAAUCACGCAGAAGCUUUGCUUUUGUGUCCUGACGGACCUAGAUACAGAUGAAGAGGAAAGGAUGAUGAUUGAUAGGAAAACUGACUAGCUGCCAGAGGUGAUACCCCUGAGGCCUGGCAGGCUGGCUGCUGUGGCCACAGCCACCAGGAUACAGUGACAAGAUCAUGUGGGCCUCACCCUCUUGUACUAAAGGAGCCUGUCUGCCCUCCUUAUGUAGUGGGGCACAGGGCCGAUGGCCUACUUGGUGUCCGCUCUCCUUUAGAAGGGACUUUGGAGGGUGCUGAUGUACGUGGCUGUCGCCUUCUGUUCCUGGGGGUAGAUGCAGUCCUUAAGCUUAUUUGCUGAGCUGCAGUCGGGGAAGGAGUGGGUGGCUGGCGCUUCUGAUUAUGGAAGCCUGACUCCCUACAGAGGAACUGUUUUCUGGGUGGGGUUUCUCUGACUAGGUCUGAGCACUUGACCUUAGAAACCCAAGAUGCUACCAUGUCCUCUGCUGACCCCAAAUCCCUCCUGGGGCAGAGGGUUGUGUCCCAUAUUUAUUGAUAUUUGCCCAGAAAAAGCAAUUCUAGCAAAGCACUGGGUGUCCACCUACGAAUGUGGUAGGCUGAUGAUUGUUCUCUUUGAUUUCGGGCCACACCUGGCUGUGCGCAGGAGUCACUCUGGGCAGUGCUCAGGGGACUACAUGUGGCGCCGGGAUUGAACCCAGCUGUGUGCAAGGCAAGUAAGUGCCUUAUGUGCUGAACUCUCUCUGGCUUCGAUGAUUGUGUGUUCGAAUUAAGUACUCAAAGCUGAAUUUCUCUGCCCUCAGAGAUUAUCUCUGUGUGGCAAUAAGUCAGAUACUGACCAGAAUUUUUUUUUCUUCUUGGUUUUAGCAAAAUAUUUAGUUGAAUCUCAGCUGCAAAGGUGAACUUUAGAUUUUUCUCUCAUGUCUCAGCUUUCUCUUAGAAUAUAGAUCUCAUUACAAGCACAAGGCUUAGUAAGGACAAAAUGAACAAAUUCACGAGUCAGAAACCUGAUCGUUUGAAUAAUCCUUUAUUUUUUACCUGAGAUUAUGUCUUUCUUCUAACUGAUAAAGUAAAUUGCCUGGUUUCUGGUAUAAACUUUAGGUGAAGGCAGAAAUUUGCCUAGAAUCCAGGUAGAUCAACUCAGUCAGUUCUUUCAGCCAAUGACUCAUUAACCCCAAAUACCAAAUAGCUUGUCCUCUCUGUAUGGGCCACAGUGAAGGGCUGCUUUGCAGAGCCAUGCAAGCCCUUCUUGGUGCUAGAAGUAGUCAUUUUCUUUUUUUUGUGUGUGAACCUCACAAUAGGUUGCAUUCGCCUCUUCUAUCUGACUCCCAGGCUGUUUACAAUUGGAAUUGCCUUGGUGUAAAGUGUCUUUCGUCAGUGAGCUCUGUGGGGGCUGCAGUCUCAGGAAGAGCUCGGGACUUGUGGGGAUUUACAUUUUCUCCCUGUAGAGAGCAGGGCAGACUCUGGGAAACGCUGCUUCAGCCUUGAUCUGACUCCCCACAUGUGAGACUGGAAACAACCAAUGUGGAUGCGUAGGCCCUGGUUUGGUACCCAGUCCGGCCAGGCCAGAGCAGCAGUUUGGGGCUGGUGAUGUUCCCUCAUGUGCAGGGUGACUGCUCUGGAUUGUAUAAGUGACGCCCCUGGACAGUCGCCCUGGCCCCGAACACGAUCACAGUUGCUUUUUUGGGUUCAUGGCACGCCUCUGUGAGAACAUAGGACAUUUCUAAUGUCACGGGCCGGGGAUUUGCAGAGCUAAUUACUGCCUGACUACGGGAGCCCUGUGUCAAGGCUGACUUGCCUAGAUUAUUGUAAACACAGUAAUUCCUGUCUGAGCCAUGCUGGCACGUACCCCAGGGACCCUCUGCAGCUAAUUUUUUAAAGCAGAGUAUACUAGGUUUGAGGAUCUCCUCUGAAAUUAUUGACCAGUGUCUCCCAGGAAUUUGCCCGAGUUUCCUGGGAGAUCACAGACCUCUCUUCUGUCACCCCGCGAAUUGCUGACUGAGCCACGUCAUCGUCCCGCAUCACCAGACGGUGUUGGCUCUCUUCCCGUCUGCUGGAGAGACUUCUUCCAUUCUCCUGUAGGAGGGAAGCCAGCGACACCCGCAGCACUUAAGCGUCUAGGUGGAAUUAAUGUCACUGGGAAUUAUUUAUUGCUUUAUGUUCUCAAUCCUUCUGUAUCUAAUCUUUUUUGCGGUGAAUAUAAUUUUUGAAGUUGUCAGGCUUUUAAUGUCGGCAAACCAGAGAGUGUAUAAACAGUACCUAGCACAUAAUGGCACCAAGUGAUUUCUGAUGUUUCUAUGCCUACGACAGAUGGUUAUUAGACAUAAGUUGCUGCCUGUCACUUGCUGCACUGAACUGUACCUUUGUGAUGUUCGGAUGGGAAACCAGUAUUUUGUUGGUCUUAUUGCUCUGUAGGGCCUGCGUACCUGUACAUAGAACUUAAUCACUUUGGAAGGUGUGGUUCCUGGGAGAUGCUUAAUUACUCCAUAUAGAUAAGAACUAAUGUCAUUUAAAAGACAGGGAAAAUGAACACAAAGUGAAUUGGGUGUAGAUAGGAAAGUGUUUAUGAAAAAAAAAAUGAGUGUGUCCACACCCCACAGUGCGGAGGCCUUUUCCUGGCUUUGCACUGGAGUGACCCCUGGUGGUACUCAAGGAACCAUAUGUGGUGCCAGGGAUUCUAACAGGUUGACAGCAAGACAAGCGCCUUAACCCCUAUCUGUGCUCUCUAGCCCCAUUUAAAAAAUGUUAAGAGGGGGCUGGAGCAAUAGCACAGCGGGUAGGGCAUUUGCUUUGCACGCGGCCAACCCGGGUUCGAUUCCCAGCAUCCCAUAUGGUCCCCUGAGCACCGCCAGGGCUAAUUCCUGUGCACCAGAGUAACCCCUGUGCACCAUCGGGUGUGACGCAAAAAAAAAAAAAAAAUAGUUAAAGAGGUAGAAAACAACUAUCUCCCUGUUUUCCCACUUGAGUGAUCUGUGCCACAGGGCAAGAGGACACACCCUGAUUCAGUUUACUGAAUUGUUUCCCUGGACCUGCACUGUCCAGAACAUCUGCUACCCGCCACAUGUAGCUAGUUAAGGCAGAAUUAAGUAAAAAGCCAAUCCUUCAGUUGUACUACACACAUUUCAGGUGUUCAACAGCCACCUGUGACCGGAAGCUGCUAGUGCAGUACAGGCACAGGACAUACUAUGGAGUUCCUGGACAGUGCACACUAGAAUGAAUGCCAACUAAAAUCAAGGUCUUAUUUGGAAAGCAUCAGAGUCAAUAUGCUUGUAAGAGAUCAAUUGUAAGACCAAUGUGUCAUGUUCAUAGGGCCCAGAGACAGCUCACUAGGCUGAGUACUCGCUUUGCAUGUAGUAGGCCCGGGUUUGACUCCCAGCACUUCAUGGUCCUCUGAGCACUGCCAAGAACUAGCUUCAGCCUUCCCAUCUCCCCCAGAUAUUCUGGUU
Molecule: messenger RNA, 5141 nt
Organism: Sorex araneus (European shrew)
Lineage: Eukaryota; Metazoa; Chordata; Mammalia; Eulipotyphla; Soricidae
Gene: SLC7A6
Product: solute carrier family 7 member 6
Exons: 11
Coding region: 219-1781 (520 amino acids)
Biological process (GO): amino acid transmembrane transport
Cellular component (GO): membrane
Molecular function (GO): L-amino acid transmembrane transporter activity
Source: RefSeq, a predicted model, not a curated record